Bradysia coprophila is the source of this 1658-nucleotide messenger RNA. RefSeq lists its product as uncharacterized. The record is from RefSeq and is a predicted model, not a curated record. NCBI's taxonomy places the organism in Eukaryota, Metazoa, Arthropoda, Insecta, Diptera, Sciaridae.
ACACAUUUUGACAAUUCAAAUUCAGUCCAAUAGAAUGUUCUAACAAAAAACACGAUUUUUUGAAUAUUUUAUCUUUGGCGGAUUUUGCAACCAAAACAAAAGUUCUAGGCUCUAGUAAUAACUAGUAUGGAAUCAUCAAUGUUGCGAUUGGAGGAAAUCAUGACGGACAGUGAUACAAAUAGUGCGGAAAAUAUGAUCGGCGAUAAGUUUCAUAGCAGAAUAGAUACAGUAGUGAUACGAUCAAUGGUUGACUGGAAGCGCAAUUUUCAACUACAUAAUGAGAGACCAAUUACGAAGGAUGCCAAUGGUUCCAUUAGAUGUGCCGUCUGCUUGAAACAAUUCAAAUAUAAGAGUCACAUCCGGAAACAUAUGAGAGACAAGCACUACAAAUCGUUUGAAUGCGACAUCUGCCACGAGCUAUUUUCCACUCUUUCGACAAUGAGAACACAUAUGAUGAAAAUUCACGUUGCGUCUAUGAGACAGAAGCGCAAUAAUUCCAAUCCGAAAACAUUUGCGUGCCAAGUUUGCAAACAGUCGUUUUCGCAAUCUAUGACUUUAAAAGCCCAUGAGCGUACAGAGCACCGAGACAUUUGUUAUCCACAUAAGUGCGACGACUGCGGGCAGAGAUUUAAUCUCGAGAGUGCAUUUGUUGAACAUAAGGAUCGAGUUCAUAUUUAUAAGCCCGAAUUCAGUGACGUGCGGCCAGAGACUUUGGAAGAUUUAGAAAAACACUCGGAACUUUAUUCGGAAAAGCUAUACCAGUGCCACGAAUGUUCUGCAUCUUUCAGAAGCAGUAAAUUGAAAGAACAUAUGCGAAGACACAGCGACAGAACCUUUGAAUGUGAAAUGUGCGACCGGGAUUUCAAAUACCGACAAAGUUUGAAGGUUCACAUCGAAUCUCAUCACAUGGGUAAACGGUUCAAGUGCAUUGUUUGUGGCAUCGAAUUUACGCAGAAGUCAAAUCUUAGGAGCCACCUGAAAAUUCACAGUGGCAACAAAUCUUUCAGCUGCGAUAUUUGUUCUGCUAACUUCUUUUGGAAAAGUGGCUUGGUAAGACAUUUGAGAACACACAACACUGGUGAGAGACCGUACAAAUGCGAUAUUUGUGCAGCUACGUUUAUAGAUUCGUCACGCUUAACACGUCACAAGAGUACGCACAGCGAAGAUCGACCCUACAAAUGUCUACUUUGUUUCGCCGGUUUCAAAACCCUCGCUUACGUCAAAGACCACAUGCGCAUCCACUCCAACGAGCGCUUAUACAAAUGCGACCAAUGUUCGGCAAGCUUCAAUCAAAAGAGCGUAUUGAACUGCCAUUUAAAAACUCAUUCAGAUCAAGUACGAUCUUACCAAUGUACAGAGUGCACAGCUGCUUUCGCUAUCAAGAAGUCUUUAGCUCGCCAUAUCCUUUCACAUUCCAAUGAGAAGCCUUUCGAAUGCGAUGUAUGUUUGGCUAGAUUUAAACGGUCGGAUAAGAUGAAGGAGCAUAUGCGUACGCACGACGACGACAUAUAUCACGAAUGUGAAAUUUGCUCCGUGAAAUUCAAACACUUUAAAUCGUUGAAGUCUCACAUGCAACGAAUUCAUAAACAGAGCAUCGACAGAAAUGGAUCAUUGAAGACGAUGUUACCAUUUUUAUCAAGUGUAAUCGAAGUUUAAAU